CCUAAAUUUCCCGCCAAACUUUCUUCUCUCGCAUUUUGCCGCCAAUUUCAGCCUUCUCUUUCAUUCCCAUUAUCUCUCUCUCUCGCUCUCUCUCACCCGACUCGCUCGUUCUGUGUGACUGUGAGAGGUGAACAAUGAAGGACCUUGACUUCAAUGCAGAAAAAGAACUCGCGAAGGAGUUCCUUUCGAACUUCGCGGAUGCGAAUGGCAGAGCUAAGUACAUGGAAAUCCUACAAGAAGUUGCAAACCGCAAAAUUCGAGCUAUCCAUAUUGAUCUUGAGGACUUAUUUAACUACAAGGACCUGGAUGAAGAAUUUUUCAGUCGGGUUACUGAAAAUACCCGCAGAUACAUUGCAAUAUUUUCUGCUGCAGUUGAUGAGCUCAUGCCAGAGCCAAUGGAGGCACUUCAUGAUGAUGAUCAUGACAUAUUGAUGACACAGAGAAAUGAGGAUAGGCCAGAUAGUGCUGACGCUUCUGAUUCCCUUGAGAAGAUGCCUCCAGAAAUUAAACGUUACUUUGAGGUUUAUAUCAGAGCACCUUCGAAGGGGCGAGCAUUUACUAUUAGGGAGGUCAAGGCUUCUAAUAUUGGUCAGCUUGUAAGAAUAUCUGGUAUUGUAACUCGUUGUUCAGAUGUUAAGCCACUGAUGCAGGUUGCUGUAUAUACAUGUGAAGAAUGUUGUUUUGAAAUUUACCAGGAAGUAACUGCUCGAGUCUUCAUGCCCUUGUUUGAGUGUCCAUCCAGGCGCUGCAAAACAAACCGAGUAAAGGGAAACCUGAUUCUUCAACUCAGAGCAUCAAAGUUCCUGAAGUUUCAGGAGGCCAAGAUUCAAGAGUUGGCUGAACAUGUUCCAAAAGGCCACAUUCCACGGUCAAUGACAGUUCAUUUUAGAGGAGAACUUACAAGAAAGGUAGCUCCAGGCGAUGUUGUUGAAUUAUCAGGGAUCUUUCUUCCAAUUCCUUAUACUGGUUUUAGGGCAUUGCGUGCUGGUUUAGUUGCAGAUACAUAUUUGGAGGCCAUGUCUAUCACACAUUUCAAGAAAAAAUAUGAGGAGUAUGAACUUAGAGGAGACGAGGAAGAACAAAUUGCACGAUUAGCUGAGGAUGGUGACAUUUAUGAUAAGUUAGCACGAUCAUUAGCACCCGAAAUUUAUGGUCAUGAAGAUAUUAAAAAAGCUUUACUUCUACUUCUUGUGGGCGCUCCUCACCGGAAGUUGAAGGAUGGGAUGAAGAUCAGAGGGGAUUUACAUAUAUGUCUGAUGGGAGAUCCUGGAGUUGCUAAGAGUCAGCUUCUCAAGCACAUAAUAAAUGUGGCACCGAGGGGGGUAUACACCACAGGAAAAGGAAGCAGUGGAGUUGGUCUGACUGCAGCAGUUCAAAAAGACCCAGUAACAAAUGAGAUGGUCCUGGAAGGGGGAGCUCUGGUCCUGGCAGACAUGGGUAUUUGUGCAAUUGAUGAGUUUGACAAGAUGGAUGAGUCAGAUCGUACCGCAAUACAUGAAGUUAUGGAGCAGCAGACUGUUAGCAUUGCCAAGGCUGGGAUAACCACAUCUCUGAAUGCAAGAACUGCUGUUCUUGCUGCAGCUAAUCCAGCCUGGGGAAGAUAUGAUCUAAGGAGAACUCCAGCUGAAAAUAUAAAUCUUCCACCAGCCCUUCUGUCAAGAUUUGACCUUCUGUGGCUGAUCCUAGAUCGAGCUGACAUGGAUUGCGAUCUUGAAAUGGCUAGGCAUGUCGUUUAUGUGCAUCAGAAUAAAGAAUCUCCUGCCCUUGGGUUCACUCCACUUGAGCCUUCUAUUCUUCGUGCAUAUAUUUCAGCUGCAAGGAGAUUGUCCCCUUGUGUUCCAAGGGAGCUGGAAGAAUAUAUUGCUACAGCAUAUUCUAACAUUCGGCGAGAAGAAGCUGAAACGAAUGCCCCACAUUCCUAUACAACCGCGCGAACUCUGCUUAGCAUUCUGCGAAUAUCAGCUGCACUGGCAAGACUACGGUUUUCAGAGACUGUGGCACAGAGUGACGUGGAUGAGGCACUUAGGUUAAUGCAGAUGUCAAAAUUCUCUUUGUAUACUGAUGACCGUCAGAAAUCUGGCCUGGAUGCUAUCUCUGAUAUCUAUUCAAUCCUUCGAGAUGAAGCUGCAAGGACUGACAAGACAGAAGUGAGCUAUGCUAAUGCCCUAAACUGGAUUUCUAGAAAGGGAUACAGUGAAGCUCAAUUGAAGGAAUGUCUAGAGGAGUAUGCAACGUUAAAUGUGUGGCAGAUAGAUCCACGCUCCUUUGAUAUUCGUUUUAUCUGAUGCAUGAAUUCUGUGAUUUAUCGAAGUGAAGCAAAAUCUUUCUGAAGGACUAGGGUCAGUUCGGGACUGUAACUCCAUUGAGAAAAAUAAACAUGUAAGUAAUUUACAGGAUAGAUCAUUACUAACUUCUACAGAAAUGCCUUGAGUUAUUGUAGUGAGUUUGCUUUGCAACAAAAGUACUUACAACUGCAGCCGUCUUGUAUUAUAUUAUGAAAUUAAAUUUGAAUAGAAAGCUGUAUUGUGCUGA
Molecule: messenger RNA, 2532 nt
Organism: Carica papaya (papaya)
Lineage: Eukaryota; Viridiplantae; Streptophyta; Magnoliopsida; Brassicales; Caricaceae
Gene: PRL
Product: Minichromosome maintenance (MCM2/3/5) family protein
Biological process (GO): DNA replication; double-strand break repair via break-induced replication; DNA replication initiation
Cellular component (GO): nucleus; MCM complex
Molecular function (GO): ATP binding; single-stranded DNA helicase activity; single-stranded DNA binding
Source: RefSeq, a predicted model, not a curated record